Molecule: messenger RNA, 1214 nt
Organism: Betta splendens (Siamese fighting fish)
Lineage: Eukaryota; Metazoa; Chordata; Actinopteri; Anabantiformes; Osphronemidae
Gene: hbba2
Product: hemoglobin, beta adult 2
Exons: 3
Coding region: 170-613 (147 amino acids)
Biological process (GO): hydrogen peroxide catabolic process; oxygen transport
Cellular component (GO): haptoglobin-hemoglobin complex; blood microparticle; hemoglobin complex
Molecular function (GO): oxygen carrier activity; oxygen binding; heme binding
Source: RefSeq, a predicted model, not a curated record
CAUGUUUCACACCGCAGCUCCAUAACACAUAACACAGCUCUCAGCUGCGGGUCACUGAGUUCAGACACCUAAUGUCACUGAUGCCACUGAACAGAGGAGCCCGCUGCGCCCCAGUUUAACGCCUCUAGUCAAGCUGUCGCCUCCAUUCGCUUCUUAUUAAACUGACGUCAUGGUGAAGUGGACAGAGAAGGAGCGCAGCACCAUCAGUGCUGUCUGGGAAAAAAUAAAUAUCGAUGAGACUGGACCUCAUAUUAUGGCAAGAGUUUUAAUCGUCUACCCCUGGACAGAACGCUACUUUGGCUCGUUUGGCGACAUCUUCACCGUCGCGGCGGUUCUGAACAACCCCAAAGUGGCCGCUCAUGGGAAGGUGGUGCUGACGGCGCUGGACAGAGCGGUGAGGAACAUGGACGACAUCAAAGGCGUCUACGCGUCUCUGAGCCGGUUGCACUACGAAAAGCUCCACGUGGAUCCAGAUAGUUUCAGACUCCUGGCCGACUGCAUCACUAUUUCAUUUGCCUGCAAACUCCGGAGCUCGCUGGACCCGCAGACGCAAGCUACGUGGCAGAAGUUCCUCUCCGCUGUGGUGGAUGCUAUGAGCAGUCAGUACUACUGAGGAGACGUGCAGAUAAAGAACGGAGAAACAUCACCAUUAUCAUCAUCAUCAUCAUCAUCAUCAUCAUCAUCAUCAUCAUCAUCAUCAUCAUGUUUCACUUGAGUUUCUCUUCGUUCACAGGGGAUGUUGUAUAUCUUAGUAAUAACAAUAAAUCUGAAACGUCAUCACGGACUUAUAUAUUAUAUAAUUACAGUAUUAUACUUUUCCUAAGAGAUAACAGCAAGUUUGCUCAUGUUCAAUUUGCUAACGUGAGCUGUGAUUCCACAACUAACAAUGCUGAAUGGAAAUGGAGAGCUCAUAAACUUAUAGCUGAGUUCAAAUGAGGUUAAUUGUUUUGGAAAAUUGAUAAAACGCAAUAAGAGGAGUCUGUCUCACAGAACAUAACCAGGCACCCACGACCACUAAAUGCUGAAUACUUGGCUGAGGCCGCCAUCUAGCGGCAACUAACGCGCAUGACAAGACCUGGGACAGCUUCUGAACUGAGCAGUGACGUGUGAUACUGUCUGCAGUGAUAGUUAUACUGAAUUAAAUUUCGAUGUGUUUUUGCAAUUUGUCAAGUAUGAUGUUAUGGAAACAAAAUAAAAAUAAUACAGAACCACAA